UGAUAGACCUUUUUCUUUCGCGUGAAUUUGCAUUCCUUGGUGAGGAUCCUAAUCAAUGAUUGGUUCAUUCCAAGUCCUUCGGCUAUCUAUUGGCACAAGAAAAUGCCUAUCAAUGUUAUCUUUGAAACCGGCCACCCCUCGCAGUGUUUACAGAAAACGUAUGGAUGUGGACCACGUGUUAAUAUAAAGCAUUUUCACGAACAUACAAAGGCACACGUUUUAAAAGAACCCGCGUGGGUCUCAUUCUAGUCUCUAUCAAGCAAGCAUCCUAAUUCUGGACGCUGAACGUCUCUGUAACACUUAACUUGAACAUACAUUGAUUUGUGUGUUGUCAAUACACCUUGCAAAGACGCUAAAUACAAAUACAUAUAUUAUUAUUAUUAUUAUUAUUGUAUUUUAAGAAUAAUAUGUGUUAACUGCCAAAAACAAAUAACUUCUAGAAAUAUUGUUGACAGUGGUACACUCAGUUAGGUAUGGUCAAAGUGGUAAUAGAUAAAUAAAUAAAUAAAUAGUAUAUUAACUUCCAUCCAAUUUUGAAACAGUUGUCAGCAGACAAGUGCUCAGCACCCAUACAAUAUCAUCAAUCUGCAAGGCCAUCUGUUAGUGAACAGUGAUGUUAGUUACAGUGGUACAGUACUAAUAUUAUCCUGAUUCAUUAACUUGCGCUCAACUUACAGGACUAGUAUUGCAGUGCUGCUGUAGUCUGUAGAUCUUUUACAGGUCAUCCAGCCAUCUUCCUGGCCUCCGGCACAUUGCCUUGGACUGCCCAUUCUCCUACUGAGCAGCCUCAGAGACAAAACCAGUUUGAAACAUCACAGUGUAGUGCACACUAAUGUCAGUUUGUUCUGUAGACCUUGUUAGGAAGUCCUUUUUAAUUUGCUGCAUUUGUUUCCUGUUAAAUGUCAAGGCUAGAUGUACUAAGAAUUUGCUCAGAUGAUUUUAAUAGAAUGUUCUGCAAAUGUUUCAUUCAGGCCAAAGAUUACUAACAUGUUUGCACAUCCUUUAUAUGUGUUUCUUUCCAUGUUGCACAUUUGAGACUUAUGUAGUUAACAGUGACAAACGAGAUUCCUGGAAAUAUUUUGUUUAUUUCUAAAACUACACAGAAUGAGUGCCCUUAUGAGCAAUCUAUUUUGAAUUAGCCAAACAUUUAAUUACUAACCUCUUUGGUUUUAUUACCUCUGCUCGUAAAGUUACCCCGUACUUAAUUAUUGACCAUUGCACAUAAUCAUAUUUGCCAAUUUCAAUGAUUUGACUUAUUUUCAUUUGAAUGUUUUGCUCUGCAGGGUGUGAGGGCCCCUUUAAAUGAGCAUUGAUUAUGGAUAUUGUCAUUGGGACUGUGAGAGUGUUAGUUCUCUCCAGUUCACACACGUGUGUAUCUGCUAUACACCAGUGCAAAAUGCUAUUUCAUUUCCAGACUACUAAUACUAAUAUGUAAAUGUAGCUUGUGUGAUCACACUUUCUGUACUUGCACUGUUUGAUAUUUACCUUUUACUCUUACAUUACAUUUAUUUACUUACUGCAUAUCCCUUAAACUGGUAUAUGAAAUUUAAAUGACGGGGCAUUUUCAACACAGCUUAUUAAGGGAGAAUGGAAACAUCCAGCCCCACCUCUUUAAGAGUGAGCAGAGUGUGUUGAACACUACAUUGGACUAGAGUGUUGCACACAUUUUUAUUGGCUGGCAUGAAUAGUGCUCAGCCAGAUCAUCCAAUUAAAUUAUUCAAAUUUUUGGCCAAAAAAAGACAGUAUGAAUAUUACAUUGUUGCAGAGGGGGACUAACACUUCUUGUGAAGAGCAGGCCUAAAAUAGAAACCUACAGCUUUCCUCAAUGUGGGAAGCAGAAUGAAUAUGCAAUGCAGAGUUCUAACAUUGCUGUCAGUUAUUGCUGUUUGCAAACAAUAUCUUUAAUACUGUGUUUUGUGGAUUAUCCUCUCCAUGUUGCAACACAGAGCUUGCUGACCCCAUCGUGCUCUGCUUGUACAAGUACUUUAUAAUAAUGCUGACAAGCACAACCCCCCUCCUGCUAUUUACAAUUGCCUUUUAGCUGUCUUCUUCCUGUGAGAGCCACACUCGCCUCCAGCCAGCCUCCUCCAGCAGAGAUAUCACCAUGGCAUUCAAUGGCAAGUAUGAGAUCGAGAGCCAGGAGAACUACGACGAAUUCCUCAAGAAGAUCGGUAUCCCAGAUGAUACCAUUGAGAAGGGGAGGAACUUCAAGAUUGUUACAGAAGUGAUCCAGAAUGGGAACGAGUUCACCUGGUCCCAGAUCUACCCCCAGAAGACCAUGACAAACAAGUUUGUGAUUGACCAGGAAUCCGAAAUGGAAACCAUGGCGGGCAAGAAAUUCAAGGCCACUGUGACCCUGGAGGGUGGAAAAAUUACAGUGCGAUUCCCUAACUACCAGCACACAGCUGAGAUCUCAGGAGGCAAGCUCGUCGAGUGCUCUACAUCAGGUGGUGUCACAAUGAAGAGAACCAGCAAGAGAAUUUAAAGACAGACUCCAGUACAAGAAAACUAGUGUAAACAAAAAACAUUCAACUGCAAUAAAAUAAAU
Molecule: messenger RNA, 2548 nt
Organism: Acipenser ruthenus (sterlet)
Lineage: Eukaryota; Metazoa; Chordata; Actinopteri; Acipenseriformes; Acipenseridae
Product: gastrotropin-like
Exons: 5
Coding region: 2105-2485 (126 amino acids)
Biological process (GO): fatty acid transport
Cellular component (GO): cytosol; nucleus
Molecular function (GO): fatty acid binding
Source: RefSeq, a predicted model, not a curated record